AUGGAGGGUCUCGGUGUUGUCGCCAACGUGAUCGCAGUCGUUGACUUAUCUGUGAAGGUUGCGUCCCUCUGCCUCCAGUACGCCAAAGACGUAAGAAAUGCCGCAGCGGAUAUUGAGCGACUCCACAAAGAAGUCACCAACCUUCGACGAACUUCUCAAGAUGUUCAGAGUUUGCUGAAGAGUCCUAAUGGGAAAAAGCUCGAGAAAUCUCGGAAUUUGGACGAUGCUCUUGGUCGCAGCCUCUUGCGCCUUGCGGAGCUCAAGGAGAGACUCAAACCCAGCACAACCUACAAGGCAAUGAGCAGAAUAGGACUUCGUGCUUUGAAGUGGCCGUUCAACCGCAAUGAAGUCGAGCAACUUCUCCAGGAAUUUCGGAGAUGCACUCAGACAAUCUCUUUGACUCUCCAAGUGGAUCAAACUGGAGUUCUUCUCGAAGUUGAUCGGAACAUCGUACAAAUCGACAGAAAACUAUUCAGUAUCGACCAAAAGACAGUACUACAGCAGCUUCCUGUAGCUGAAGGGGCAAGUUUCGAUUCCCGCGCUGAGGAACACAACCCAACCUGUCUGCCCAACACGCGAGUCGACAUUCUCCAACAAAUUUCGGAUUGGUCUAAUGACCCUCAUGCCAAGCCCGUUUUCUGGCUUAAUGGGAUGGCUGGUACGGGAAAGUCUACCAUAUCCCGCACUCUUGCUCGGUCAUUUGCCAGCUCAGGCUUUCUUGGCGCAAGCUUUCUGUUCAAGAGAGGGGAAGCCGACCGAGGGAGCCUAUCUAAAUUCUUCACAACAAUUGCAGCCCAGUUGGCCGAAAGAGUCCCCGAUCUUGCAGUGCAUAUUAAAGCUGCAAUCGAUGCCGAACCUACUAUUGCUAGAAAGGCAGCACGGGAACAGUUCGACAGGCUUAUUAUACAGCCGCUGGGAAAGAUCCGUCAAGAGUCUCAGGGACUAACUACUUUGGUAGUUGUUGUUGAUGCUCUUGAUAAAUGUGAGCUUGAUAAAGACGUCAAGUUAAUCAUUAAUCUUUUCUCUCACUCCAAGACCUUGCAGUUUCUAAGUCUAAGGUUCUUCGUGACUAGCAGGCUAGAACUUCCUAUCCGCCUUGGUUUUAAUGCUAUUAAGGGCAUAUACCAGGAUGUUGUCCUUUAUGGAAUUGAUCCUCAAAUUAUUAAGUAUAACAUCUCGGCGUUUAUCGAGCAGGAGCUUAUGAGAAUUAAGAACGAGUACAACUUGUCUGUAUCAGAAGACCGGCAACUAUCAACUGAAUGGCCAGGGGGAAGAAACAUCGACAUUCUUGUCGAAAUGGCUAUCCCGCUGUUUGUCUUUGCUGCUACUGUGUGCCGUUUCCUUGCCGAUCGAAAAUGCGGCAACCCCAACAAGCAAUUGGAACAGGUCCUAGAGUUUCAAUCAGAAAGCCAGACAUCACAGCUUGACGCGAUGUAUCUGCCCAUCAUGCAUCGGCUCAUUGACGGCUUAACAGAAAAGCAGCAGGAUGAGGUUAUCAAGCGUUUUAGGUACAUCGUUAGUUCCAUUGUUACUCUUGCGAACCCUCUGCCUCUGCCUGCUCUUGGCCAUAUUCUGGAUGUUCAGAAAGAGACGAUCGAUGACCAGUUAGAUCUGCUUCACUCGGUCCUAAGCAUACCGUCAUCUGCC
Molecule: messenger RNA, 1647 nt
Organism: Ilyonectria robusta
Lineage: Eukaryota; Fungi; Ascomycota; Sordariomycetes; Hypocreales; Nectriaceae
Exons: 2
Source: RefSeq, a predicted model, not a curated record